Molecule: messenger RNA, 2106 nt
Organism: Endocarpon pusillum Z07020
Lineage: Eukaryota; Fungi; Ascomycota; Eurotiomycetes; Verrucariales; Verrucariaceae
Exons: 1
Coding region: 1-2106 (701 amino acids)
Biological process (GO): rRNA processing
Cellular component (GO): nucleus
Molecular function (GO): RNA binding
Source: RefSeq, a predicted model, not a curated record
AUGGCAGAACCCUUUUCAAAGAAACGCAAAGUCAAAGAUGACGAUACCUCACCUCAUGCACCACGAAGCAUUACAGAUCCUCGAUUCUCCAAUAUUCAGUCCGACCCUCGUUAUCGUCUCCCAGGCAAACGCCGUACCCAUGUCAAGGUGGACAAGCGUUUCUCGCAUAUGUUGCGGGAUGACGACUUCGGACGCAAAGCCAAAGUAGACAGAUAUGGCCGCCCGUUGGAGGCUGACAUGGAGCGCAAGAGGUUGAAAAGACGCUACGAAUUUGAGGACCGGCUAGACGAUGACGAUGAUGUCCAAAAGGAGCUCCAGAGGGUAGAGAAAGCCUUCGACCCCAUUCGAGAUGGAGGCUACCCCCAGUCGUCAUCCUCCGAAGAAUCUUCUAGCGACGAAGAUGAGGUUGAUGAGAAUGAGCGAGGUCAGCUUGUGGCGCUUGGAAACCAGCAAGGCGGAGAAAUUCCAAUGGGGGAAGUUUCUUCUAGAGUAGCGGUUGUGAAUUUAGACUGGGACAAUAUACAUGCAGCUGAUCUCAUGGCUGUCUUUUCAAGCUUUCUUCCCUCUGGUGGUCGUCUGCUCAAUGUCUCAAUCUAUCCCAGCCAGUUCGGAAAGGAGCGCAUGGAGCGAGAAGAGACGGAGGGACCUCCAAAGGAGAUCUUUACUUCUGUGAAAGAAGACACAGCAGGCCCAGCGGCUGUCAUGGAUGACGACGAUGAGCAGCAGAUCAAAGAUUCCAUAGUGCAAGCAGAUACAGGCGAGGAUUUUGACUCUGCAGCCUUACGGCGGUACCAAUUGCAGCGGCUACAGUAUUUCUAUGCCAUUCUUGCAUUCUCUUCGCCAGACGUCGCAAAGGCUGUCUAUGAUGCCGUUGAUGGGACAGAAUAUCUGACUACAGCGAAUUUUUUUGAUUUGCGUUUCGUCCCUGACGACACUGACUUCUCAGAUGAUAAACCACGCGAGGAAUGCGAAAAGAUUCCUGACGGAUACAAGCCGAACGAGUUCGUCACAGAUGCUCUACAGCAUAGCAAUGUCAAGCUGACAUGGGAUGCCGAAGACGCUUCAAGAAAAGAGGCGCAGGCUAAAGCAUUCAGAGGUAGCAGAAAGGAUAUCGAUGAAAAUGAUCUCAAAGCAUAUCUGGGUAGUGAUUCUUCGAGCGACGAGGAAGCUCAUCUUGAUUUGGAGGCGGUUGUCGGUAGCAGCCUGUCGAAAAAGGAGCAAGAAAGACAGAAGAUGCGGGCUCUCCUUGGCCUCGAAGACGAGCCCAAAAGAAAGAGUAAAUCCAAUGAUGGUCCUAUUGGGGAAUUGCAGAUUACGUUCUCUUCCGGUCUUUCAGGAGCCAACGGCAUCAAGAAAUCUGUGUUCGAGAACGAGCCACAGGUCGAGGAAACGACUGUUGAGAAAUAUGCUCGAAAAGAGCGUGAGCGCAAACAGAAGAGAAAAGAGAAGAUGAGACACAAUCGGGAUGGGGUUGGGAGUAUAAUUGACGGCAAACUCCCCGAUGGGAAGACAUCAGAUGAGCCACCAGAGGACCUUGGAUUCGACGACCCGUUUUUUGCAGCUCCUGAACAUGAUAAAGUAUCAGCUGCCAGGAUGCGGAAAGAGGAGCGACUGAGGAAACGUGCUGAACGAGAAGCUGAGGAAGCUGCCACUGCAGCGAAGCGAGCUGAGCUAGAGCUCCUAAUGGUGGAUGACAAAGAUGAUGAUGGUAAAGGUAUACGGCAUUUUGACAUGAAAGCGAUCGAGAGAGAAGAAAAGAUUGCCAAAAAGAAGGGCAAGAAGGGCAAGGGUAAGAAGGAAUUCGACACCGAAAAGAAGUCGCAGAAAGCUGGCUUUGAGAUGGAUACGCAUGAUCCACGCUUUUCAAGGCUAUAUGAGAACCACGAAUUUGCCAUUGAUCCUACGAAUCCGAGAUUCAAGGGUACGGAGGGAAUGAAAGCACUUCUCGAGGAGGGUCGCAAAUACAGGAAAAAGGAUACUAAUUUGGAAGACGCAGGAUUCGGGACGAUGCUCAAGGGAUCGUCAUCAAUGGCGAACCACGAGACCGAUGAUGUGCGGAAGCUUGUGGAGAAGGUGAAGAGCAAAAAGAAAGACCGAAGAGCUUGA